UAAAGACAACGCAGGUGGAUAGUGUUAGGAUAUGUACCGAUGACACCGUAGGUUAAUAGUGUAAGUGUAUGCACUGGUGACACCGUAGGUUAAUUAUUUUAAUGUAUGUACCGGUUAAUUGUGUUAUAGUAAUAAAAGUUUAAAAAAAUAUUCAUUGAAUGGUCUUUGUGCCAAGUGUCAUUCAUGUCAACUGGUGGAAGAUUGACACCCUGGACAGCGCAACUCAAUUCUCGACAAGUGACAACAUGAACCACAUUUGCCAUGCAACCAUCCACUAAGCAUUGUCGUUUAAACCUUCAGCAGCAGGUUACCAUGACAACAUCCACUUAUCAUUUCCGAAACUACAUCUAUUUGACGUAACCAUGGCAACAUUAACUACACUUUACCGUGAAAUCAUCCAUUCCACGUUACCAUGACAAGGUAAACCACACGUUACCAUGACAACAUCCACUAAACUUUACCAUGAAAUCAUCCACUCCAGGAUAUCUUGACAAUGUAUUAGCACCUUUAUACGAAAACAAUUACUGAACUUUCAUUUUCAAUAUUUAAUCUCUUCCCCCCCCCCCCCUGAUUUUGCUUGGUCUAGUUUAGUGUAAAAUUUACUGAACUUUCCUUUUCAAUAUUUAAUCUCCUCCCCCCCCCCCCUGAUUUUGCUUGGUCUAGUUUAGUGUAAAAUUUAGCCGUCAAGCAAAUAAUUCUUAGUAAGUGAACAUCAACAUGUAGAAUGACAAUCUAAAGCUACCUAUGCUGAAAUGGAGUCAGUUUUAAAAUUGUGACGCUUUAUAUUAAGUCCUUAGGCGUCAAAAAAAAAAAAGGUUUCAUACUAAAUAGGUCAGAUGUCAAAUAAAUAAAAUAAUUCUAAAUUGACUUGCAUGAUUUCAACACCCUAUUAAAUAUUAUCCUUUGAGAACGAUUCAUGAGAUUCUUUUCUUAAUGGAAAAAAAAUGUUUACGACUAACUGGAAUCUUUAACUGUUUUGACCAUGUUUGUAUCAAGUGCCUUGGUUGAAUGGAAUAUGUGUCAGUUUCCUUUCCGUGUCCUCUGAGGCACAACAUUCUACCUGGUUUAAAAAUACUUCUGCGUUGGACUUAUCAUGACUGGAGCGCGGUGCAAAACGUCAGUGUGCUAUAUCGACCGAAACCAAAAAAACAACACCGAGCGACAGGUCAAGGUAGAACGCAUUAAACUGUCUACGCAUAUACAAAAUACUGUUGUUUUUUCUUCAAAAGUGCACUACAUUAUAUAUAUAAUGACAAUAAUAUAUAUAUAUAUUACCUCACCAAAUCAAGCAGAUAGAUUUUUUAAAUUUUUUAAGACACGAAUUUUGCGAUACGUGAUAUAUUUAUAGGAGCCUUAGAAGAUUUGACUCUUUGUAUUUGUCUAUAUUAGUAGUUGUAACUUUCGAGGAUUGUACUUUUUCACUUGCUUUGCUGCCGGUUGAUACAGUUUUGAUUAUUGUAUAUUUGAAGUUGUGUUAUUAUGUACAUAUAAUUGUGUGUUCAAUUGAAUAUGGUUUAUAUCAGAAACUUCCGUACCCGUCAUUCUUUGUAUACUGGUUGUCAGUCUUUUGUGAAGUAUUGUUCAUGUAACGAGACAAAUUUUACAACCGGUUAAAUGUAUUUAACUUUUUAACGGUACUUACGAUUAUUUAAAAAAAAAAAAAUCUGCCUUAUCGAUGUUACCAUCACUGGUCAAAAUUCCGUCAACUCAUUUGUGCACGAAGCCAAGUUGCUAUAAAUUAGACUGAUUUAUUCAAUCGAUGCGACCAUUGUCCCACCGCACUACAUUUUUUUUUUUUUUUUUUUGUAAUCAAUCCUUUUAUUCAAUUUUGAUCCUUUCAAACCACUACAUUUUUUUUUUUUUUUUUUGUAAUCAAUGCUUGUAAUCAAUAUUGAUCCUUUCAAACCCUCUAUCGCUGACGUAAAAGUCGCUUCUAUUAUUAUAUAUUCGACCUACUUGUACAGAUAUUCAGGGGUCUUAAUAUCAUAUAUUAGACUUCUUGUACAGAUAUUCAGGGGUCUUAAUAUCAUAUAUUAGACCUACUUUUUACUGAUGUGUUAGACGUUACAUCAACUAUUAGACCAGCUUUCAUUGAAGUUAGAGUAGCUACUUCAUACAUUUGCACCAGCCAGCUAUUGAUGCAAAACGUGUCGCUAUGACAUAAAUAAAUAUUAGACCUGCCUACCAUUGUUGACAUGGGGGUUAGCUUUCUCAUAUAUAAGACCCUCUCUCAUGAAACGAAUGCAGCAAUAAGACAUCUUAAAUCAGACAUUGCUGAUAGGAUGUUGUUGCUCAAAUGAGUGUAAAUGUAUAACAUAAAAGAAAACCCUUAUUGCUUUAACGAUGUUAGUUAUAUCGCAAGGAAUUAGACCUACUAUUACUGAAUUCUAAGUCGGUCAAAAUAUGUAAGCAUCGAAACUGGUACCAUAGGUCGUUUUAUAAACUUCAUUUGGUUGGUCGUUUUAUUAAAAAAAUAUUUUUUCCUUUGUAAGAAAGUGUUGAGAAUCACUCCAUCAACUCUCGGCUAAAUCUUUGUGAUAGCAACUAAAGUAAUAACAAGAUUUUGAGACACAGUCCAUUUUAGCUGGCCAUUUCUAGGAAUGAGUGGUGUAUUCGCGUAAGUGUUGACAACCACUCCGUAUUCGCGGAAUCGAUCCCGUUCUAGCAAUACGAUGCGUCAGCUCAUACAGGAUAUAAAUGCACUGGUGCAGUGCUUCUCAAAUUACAGGUGUGCAUCCCAUCAGACGUGUGCCACGGUAUGUGGUUUGACAAAAAGAUGUAGGAGGAGGGUGUGAAGUGGGUGGUCAAUCUGAGGCGGCACUUUAUUUCUUUAUGUGAUGGGGCGUCAUUUUCGGUCCAUUGCAGAGAUAUUUGUUUUUUUCGUUUUUUUUUUUUUGAAACAGGUCCUUAAUAUGUGUCAUCAUAAAAAUAACUAAAAGAAAAUAUAGGACGGACACACGACUGGACAACUUGAGUUUUCGUCGUAGAAAGACACUGUCCUAGGUAUUUCUUACUUGUGUUUUGCUUACGUACGGGCCUUUAUUAAAACAGUUGAUGUUCGAGACAGCAGUGAGGGAUAUCAUCAUCAACUGUUGUGCUCGCAAUGAAGAAUAUGCGAGCUCUGAUUCUGCUUGGCAUCUAUGUUUGCCUACAAUCUGCUUACGGUAAGUUAACAAGCAAUAUCUUUCAAUAAGGAAAUAAUUUUAAAAAAAACAGGGAUUUAAUGGUAAGAGAUGUCAAAGAUGUCUUUUAGAAUUUGACGAUUAGAAGCACAUGAUAAGCUUUUUGAAUUCGAUAAUGAGCACAUGAUAAGCUAUUUGAAUUAGAUGAUAAGGAGCAUAUAAUAAGAUGUUUGAAUUCAAUGAUAAGUAACACACAAUAAGCUUUUUGAAAUCGAUGAUAAGGAGAACAUGAUACGCUCUUUGAAAUUGAUGAUAAGUCUCGCAUGUGAAUCCAUCGAUUUUCAAAAAUAAAAUGAGAAUUCCGUUUAAAGGCAGAUAGGUAUAAUUUGACGCUGUUGCAUUGGGCUGUGUUGAUAAGAAUCAAAUGACCAGUUGUAUGAAGUAGAUGAUGAGUAUCAUAAGAUAGAUCACUGGAGGUGGAGAAGGUUAUACAUUUUAAUGUGGUAAAUGGAAACUUGUAAUGCGUCGUAGGCAGGCAUCUUGUAUAUAAAAAAAAAAUUGCUAUCAAAGCUAGAUAACACGAUUAGCCAAUAGAUAAUAGUGAAAAAAGAGGAUAUAUGGGACUGAACUAGAUGAAUUGUUAAGGUCGAAUUUAUUUACAAACCUGUACUGUCUGGUCUGUGUGUACUAGGAGAAAAAACAACAACUGAUUUUGAUUUUUUAAAAAAAAUAUUUUGCGUCUCAAAGUUAAUUCACAGUGUCAGCAUCCUAGUUUAUUGAUUAAGGGUAAAAUAAAAUAUUUCGUUCUUGUUAUUUUAUACAUGCUAAAAAAAAUAUAUAUCUAGUUGGGAAGAUUUAACAAGCACACACGGAAGCAAUAACCGAAGCUACGUCGCGCGCAGCUACAGUCGUUUUUUAAGGGUAAAUUUUUACCCACCUCAGAUCAGUGUUAGGGGCUGUUGCCGACAGGGUUGAGCAGUGGCGUCAUCUAGAUGGGUGCCAACCGCUACAGUCCGGAUUGUCAGUUACACAAUAGCGCCGUAUUCAUGGAUACAAAUUAUUUUUGUUUCAUUAUCACUUUAAAAUAUAUUUAUUAGUAUACUUUUUUAAAGCGUCGUGAUGGGUUAGGGGAGGGGGGGGGGUGUGGGAUGGGUUUUCGAGGAACCUGCUAAACUGUGAUACAGUUUACUCCCUUUGAAAUUUCAUCAACUUUUAUUAUCACUUUAAAAUAUAUUUAUUAGUAUACUUUUUUAAAGCGUCGUGAUGGGUUAGGGGAGGGGGGGGGGGUGUGGGAUGGGUUUUCGAGGAACCUGCUAAACUGUGAUACAGAUUACUCCCUUUGAAAUUUCAUCAACUUUUAUGCCGACGCUAGGUAUUGAGAUGGGUUAUGUCUAAGAUCCUAAUGAAUGUCUGACAUCUCGAGAGCAUCUUGGCAUUAAGUGGGGCCCUUGCAUAACAUGACGUUCAAAUUAACAUCUUUAAAAACACCGCCAUUAGAUUUAGAGCGUGAUAAGAAGUUUACUAGCUUGCUUGCAAAAUCGUUAUCGAAUUAACCCCCGAUUACUUACCUACAUCAAUGUACUUCAUUCUUGUCCCCCUUUAGAUGCUCAAAUUACCUCCCUCUAGCAGAUAAACGCUUUUGAGAGCCAGUCUGAACAAAUCGGUAAUAAACACGUAAUUUACGAAGCUUUUGUGAGUUUUUAAAUUUUGUUUUUAAAAUUUCUAUUUCAAGAUUACGGUAUAUGCCAGAUUUAUUCCAAAUGAUGUCAUUUACUCAAAAAUUUUGGUACAAAAAAUAGAUGUUUUUUACAUUCUUAUCCAGGUGACACGGGCAGUGAUUGUGUUCAGGAGACUGAGGAAGGACGACCGCAGAGUUUCCAGUUCUCCAAUAACAUUGGUCAACAUUGGGGAAACUAUCAGUGGACGGUCACCAUUAAAUUUGCUCGAGUCGUGGUGGCCAAGUAUGAAGAAGCCAACAAAACAAUGGGUAAAGCUAUAAUCAGCACAACGCUCAACUCUAACAAAUCAAUAAGUAAUGAUACAAUCAGACUAAAAUACAAUCUAAAAAAACAGAAGGUAAUUAAUUAUCUAGCCUACCUGAUACUUAAUCGAACAAAACAAUAGGUAAAGGUUUAAUCAAUAUAAUACUAAACCUAACGAAACAAUUUUUUUUUUUUAAAAUAAGGUUAAACCUAAAAAAAAAUGAACAUACAAAACAAGGAACGUGUCUCGGAAGGAAGCCUUCGUCAGCGAAAAAACAACAGAAAAAAGAAGAAUAUUUAAAACUAUUUAAAAAAGCACUUAGCUGAGGAGUAGUAAUCUAGAGAGCAUUCUAUCUAUCUAUCUAUAUAUGUGUGUCUAUCUGUCUGUUUUUUCUGUCUGUGUACAUGUCUAUUUGUCUAUCCAUAUAUCUAACUAAUCUAUCCAUAUAUCUAACUAUCUUUCUAUAUAUGUAUUAUUCAAUCUUUCUAUCUACCUAUCUAUCUAUCUAACUAUCUAUUUAUAUGCACACAUAUUUCACGUAAUACGCAAGUUAUGUGCCCGAAUGGAUUCAAAUGAAAAUAACAAUUUAGAUUACUAUGUAAUAAAAUUAUGUUAUAAUAUUAUGUUAGAAAAUUAUGUUAUAAUAUUACGUUAGAAAAUUACGUUCUAAUAUUAUGUUAUAAAAUUUUCUUAUAAUAAUAUGUUAUACAAAAAAUGUAUGUUGCAACAUUUUGUUGUAAAAGAAGCGUUGACAUUUUAAAGAAAAAAAAUAAAUAUAAAAAAAGGUCAAACAUAUGCAUUAAUGCCACGAAAUUUUCCUAAUCUGAAUGUAGGGGUUUGUAGGUCAUAAAAUGAGACAUGUAGGGGUUUGUAGGUCAUAAAAUGAGACUGAUUUAUAUAGGCCCCAUCCCCCCCACCCCCUUCCCAUUGUUAAUUAAUUUAAAUUUACAAACACAGUUGCCUUACCCGGAUUUUUCGCCACAACUCAACAAAGGACUCCCGUGCCAGGCUGGCAAGCGCAGGAUAUGUACCUGUACGUUGCCGCGGUCAACAGGAGCAUGACCUCCGUCCAGUGCGCGGAUUUGGACGACAACUACGCGCUGAGGGAGGUGUACGGAUUCUGCAACCUCACCAUCUUCGGUAAAGAUGUUCAGCCGGUUUUUAUUCAAUGAGGGUUUUCAUUCAAGGCGAUUUAAUCGAUAAUAUCACAAAUCACAUCUAAUGUUGUUUAACAAAUUAUUGAUUCAAGUUUUCACAUGGGGCUUUUUUUUUGCACACCCACUUUUUGCUAGAGAUUAAUGUUCAUUUUAGCAUAUAUAAAUAUUUAAAUCUUUAAUUGAUAUUAAACGUUUUUUGAAUUUUGGUUUUAUAAGUUUUGAAUAUUUUAUUUGGAAAAAAAAAUAAAAUUAAACAUUCCUAUUUAAUUAAAGUGAGUCAGAAAUUAUGACUUUCAAAGAUAUGUGUGUUCAAACAUAAAGACGAAAUCACACACGUUUAUACAGACUCCCAAGCAGAGCCCACAACACACAGAGACUCCCACAGAUAAUCCCACACACUGACAUCUCUGGGCACUCCCACACUGAUUGCAACACAAACUCCCAUCUUCCGAAAACACUAAAUACCAAACUCUCAAUCCUCAACAACAAAACUCGAAUUUAAUCCCACACAGUGCCCAUAUAACACUUAAUCCCACACAGUGCCCAUAACACACUUAAUUCUACACAGUGCCCAUAACACACUCAAUCCCACACAUCGCCCAUAACACACUCAAUCCCACACAGUGCCCAUAGCACACUAAAUCCCACAUAGCACCCAUAACACACUUAAUCCUACACAGUAUCCAUAACACACUAAAUCCCACACAGCGCCCAUAACACACUUAAUCACACACAGCGUCCAUAACACAGUAAAUCCCACACAGUGCCCAUAACACACUAAGCCCCACACAGUGCCCACAACACACUAAGCCCCACACAGUGCCCAUAACACACUAAGCCCCACACAGUGCCUAUAACACACUAAGCCCCACACAGUGCCCAAUCCAAGACACGCCAACUCGCCGAGGUUCCCAGGAGAAAUCUCCCUAAACUUACUCCCCAAAACGUACCCCAUACUCGGGAUCCACUCCUCCGCCCCCCCCCCGGCCUUAUAAGCAGGUUCCGAAAACAGAGACCUCCAACACAAACUGUCACACAUACAACAAAAAAAGAAAAGAGAAAACACACAAAUAUUUUUUUUACAAAUAUUAAUACCAUUUGGCUAGUGUACAUCAAUGUUCCCUAUAAGGUUUGUUGGUUCUUGCGCAAAAUCAUGCCGUUGUGUGCAAAGUUUUACAGUAUGAUUUUUUUGUGUGCAAAAUUUACAGCCCACAAACACACACUUGCAUGGAAAUUUGUUGCGCGGGACUCAAAACUGCUGCGCGGCGUCUGUGAGACAGCUGCGCGGCCGCGAAGCUUAAAGGGAACAUUGCUGUACAUAAUAUAGCCACGUUAUGAUGUUAAAAAUAUGUUCCUGUUUCUUCACUUUUAUAUAUACAUAUAAAAAUACAUUGUUUGCAGUCAGACCCAAAACGCCUGAUUGUGAGCCACCUGUUUUGGACAAAGAUGGACGUUUUAUGAGAAUUCAAUGUCAUACAUAUGUGUUUCCACGGGGCGUCUGCAGCUUUGCGUAUGAUGUAUGUAUUCUUUUCGUUAAUGACACAAGCUAAACUAAAUUUCGGAAUACAAUUUAUUUUACUUUUUCUAAAGUAGGUCACUUACCAAAAAAAAACGAAACGUUUGUUAUUUUGUGGGAACAAAAAUGUAUUACGCUUUUCAAAAUAACAAAUACUUGUGGUACAGAAGGAAAAAAAAACAACACUUUAAAACAUAUGUCAGUUGUGUUUUUUUUUUUAAUUGCCCUUAAUCGAUAGACACACUUCAGCCAGUUCGUUGAUAAAUUUUCAUGGAUAUUUAUUAUUUCCCCUAGGUGGGGGUAAAGGCAGGGUUCUGACCUUGUUAAUGGCAGGGGUCAUCUUCCUCCACCCCCCACCCCCCCACUCAACCCUCCGAGAGAAACAUAAAAGCAAUACGGAAACUGAUCGUCAAAAAAGUCAACAUAAAUUCGUGAUUGAUGAUUUUUUGCUUUUUUUCAUCAUGACAGAAACCUGAGCCCAGGCCCUUGGAGGGUUACAAGGUCAUGUACGACCACGAAUACUUGUACGAAGAUGAUAUGUACAGAACCACGUGCACUCUAAUGGUGCCUAUAAGGGACAUCCAGUGGAACAAAAACGCGACAGUUGUGGUGAGUGCCGCACCUAACAUCACCAAUUACCAAAACUACACUGUCAGCAGCAAGGUGACUGCUUCUUUGUGGAUAGGUGAGCGCACUUUGGUGAAGUAUUUAAUGUGGGACUUUGUCUUGGAUUUAAUGUUGGAUUUUGUCUUGUAUUUAAUGUUGGACUUUGUCUUGCAUUUAAUGUUGGACUUUGUCUUGUAUUUAAUGUUGGACUUUGUCUUGUAUUUAAUGUGGGACUUUGUCUUGUAUUUAAUGUUGGACUUUGUCUUGUAUUUAAUGUUGGACUUUGUCUUGCAUUUAAUGUUGGACUUUGUCUUGUAUUUAAUGUUGGACUUUGUCUUGUAUUUAAUGUGGGACUUUGUCUUGUAUUUAAUGUUGGACUUUGUCUUGCGUUUAAUGAGGGACUUUGUCUUGUAUUUAAUGUGGGACUUUGUCUUGUAUUUAAUGUUGGACUUUGUCUUGUGUUUAAUGUGGGACUUUGUCUUGUAUUUAAUGUUGGACUUUGUCUUGUAUUUAAUGUUCGACUUUGUCUUGUAUUUAAUGUGGGACUUUGUCUUGUAUUUAAUGUUGGACUUUGUCUUGUGUUUAAUGUGGGACUUUGUCUUGUGUUUAAUGUUGGACUUUGUCUUGUAUUUAAUGUUGGACUUUGUCUUGUAUUUAAUGUUGGACUUUGUCUUGUGUUUAAUGUUGGACUUUGUCUUGUGUUUAAUGUGGGACUUUGUCUUGCAUUUAAUGUUGGACUUUGUCUUGCAUUUAAUUUUUGUCUUUGUCUUGUAUUUAAUGUGGGACUUUGUCUUGCAUUUAAUGUUGGACUUUGUCUUGCAUUUAAUGUUGGACUUUGUCUUGCAUUUAAUGUUGGACUUUGUCUUGCAUUUAAUGUUGGACUUUGUCUUGCAUUUAAUAUUGGACUUUGUCUUGCAUUUAAUAUUGGACUUUGUCUUGCAUUUAAUGUUGGACUUUGUCUUGUAUUUAAUGUUGGACUUUGUCUUGUAUUUAAUGUUGGACUUUGUCUUGUAUUUAAUGUUGGACUUUGUCUUGUAUUUAAUGUUGGACUUUGUCUUGUAUUUAAUAUUUAAUGUUGGACUUUGUCUUGUAUUUAAUGUUGGACUUUGUCUUGUAUUUAAUGUUGGACUUUGUCUUGUAUUUAAUGUUGGACUUUGUCUUGUAUUUAAUGUUGGACUUUGUCUUGUAUUUAAUAUUGGACUUUGUCUUGUAUUUAAUAUUGGACUUUGUCUUGUAUUUAAUAUUGGACUUUGUCUUGUAUUUAAUGUUGGACUUUGUCUUGUAUUUAAUAUUGGACUUUGUCUUGUAUUUAAUGUUGUACUUCAUCUUGCAUUUUAUAUAUUACCUACUCGAUAAAUUAGCGAGUCAGCCAUACAGUGGUUAAAACAGUCAUGGAAGAUAAUUAUUAAACUUUAUUACAAUACUAAUUUUUAAAGACAUUUCUCUAACUCUGAACCAAAUGUAAUUUAAUUUAUUUAUUAUUUUAAAAUGUUUGUACUUUAAUGUGUUUUGUACUUUAAUAUGUUUGACAUUUAAAAAAAAAUACUUUUCAGUCAGACCCACAACUCCUUUCUGCGAGGUGACCCCUUUCAACAUAGAUGGACGCUUUUUUGAAGUAUCAUGCCAUACAUAUGUGUUUCCGAGUGGAACUUGCACAUUUGUAUAUGAUGUAUGUAUUGUAGCGAAGUGAUAAGACAUAAGAAACUGAAUUUCUACAUUGUGGGGCUAAUGAUGGGUGCCACUAGAAGCCAUUACGUUUUGUAUGGUUCAAUGUCAACUUUGUAAAGGGGAUCACUUAUGGCACUAGAAGCCAUUAAGGUUUGUAUGAUUCAAUGUAAACUUUGUAAAGGGGGUCACUUAUGGCACUAGAAGCCAUUAAGGUUUGUAUGAUUCAAUGUAAACUUUGUAAAAGGGGUCAUUUAUGGCACUAGAAGCCAUUAAGGUUUGUAUGAUUCAAUGUAAACUUUGUAAAGGGGGUCACUUAUGGCACUAGAAGCCAUUAAGGUUUGUAUGAUUCAAUGUAAACUUUUUAAAAGGGGUCACUUAUGGCACUAGAAGCCAUUAAGGUUUGUAUGAUUCAAUGUAAACUUUGUAAAGGGGGUCACUUAUAGCACUAGAAGCCAUUACGAUUUACAUGAUUAAAUGUAAACCCUAUAAAGUGAGUUAAUUUUACCACUAGAAGCCAUCACAGUUAUAUAAUUCAAUGUCACUUCGUAAAGUGGGUCGCGCACAAGAGAAAUGCCCUUAAAGGAAAAAAAAGAUAUAACAAAAUACCUCUUGAAAUAUGAUAUGCUUCUGUCCAUUAAAGCAGUUUCAAUGUUUGACUAAGUGGAUGACUAUUAAAAUGUGUUAAAAUAAAAAAAUAAUUAUAAUAUAUUAUGUGUAUAUAUUAAUAAGAAUGCAAAACAUCGAAACACUUACCCAUGAACGUAAGGUUACAAAAAAAAAAAGAAAUUAAAAGAUUGCCAAUGUUUGAUACUUAUCUAUAAUUUCAAAUAAAUAUUAUAAUUUUUACACAAGGAAGGCAAUUACGUGAUCUAAUCCUAUAUUUAGAAUCGAAUGCCGUAAACACUAUUUUGCUUAAGUAUUCGAAAUAUCAAAUGUAUUGACGGUAGCGUUAUGUCAUUGGUCCUUCAACUUCCACUAAUUUUGAUUGUUGCAUAGAAACCGAACCAUCAGUAUCCUUCAAUGUUAAACCAGUGAUACGUGCGUUUUGAUUUUUAUAUAUUUUUUUGCUUUUUUUAUUGUUACUUUUUCCUUGGGUUUUGGUCAUAUACAUUUGUUUGUUGUUCUUGUUGUUUUGUUUUAAUUUUUUUAAGGGUUGGAGUGUUAUAGCCUAUAAAGUUCCGAGAAAUGCACAAAGGAAAAAAUUGAAUCUGAUUGUCAUACAAUUCCAAAAAUUCUAACAUAUCAACAUUAAAGGAAUUUUACUUAAGGUUUUGUGUAAACCCACAGCAGAGAACGCAGCGUGUCCCGUUCGAGGGCUAUCAGGUCAAGUACGACCACAGAUACUCGUACGCCACUAAUCUGUACGAAACCACGUGCUCCCUGAUAGUGCCUGUUCCGAAGACACCGCUGCCGAACACAAACUUGACGUUUGAAGUGAGUGUCGCACCUAACGUAACGGAUUACAGAAGUUACACGGCCAGCAGUAACUGGAAUAUUCCCUUAUGGUCAGGUGAGUGCACAUGGUCUUGAAAUACAGUGUGUGUUGUGAACGUGGUCCAUUUGAAACUUUGCCUAAAAACGAACAAACAAACAAACAGAAAAAAAGACAAAAAAAGGGUUGUGUUUAAGGGAUACUAUUACAAAAGUGUUCAUUUUUCAUCUGCAUCGCUAAUAAUUGUUCUUAAUUCAGUAAAAAAAUCCUAGAAAUUUGCUUUCUUGGUUACGAAAAAUAUGUUAAGGUGAAAUGCUGAGGGCGGGAAAAUGAGAUCAGUGCUGAUGGCAAGAGAAUGAUCGUUUGUAGAAGUAAUGAUGAGAGUGGGAAUAUGAUCUUCACAGAAGCAGUGCUGAUGGCAAGAGAACGAUCGUUUGUAAGAAGUAAUGAUGAGAGUGGGAAUAUGAUCAUCACAGAAGCAGUGCUGAUGGCAAGAGAACGAUCGUUUGUAAGAAGUAGUGAUGAGAGUGGGAAUAUGAUCAUCACAGAAGCAGUGCUGAUGGCAAGAGAACGAUCGUUUGUAAGAAGUAGUGAUGAGAGUGGGAAUAUGAUCAUCACAGAAGCAGUGCUGAUGGCAAGAGAACGAUCGUUUGUAAGAAGUAGUGAUGAGAGUGGGAAUAUGAUCAAUGGCAAGAGAACGAUCGUUUGUAAGAAGUAGUGAUGAGAGUGGGAAUAUGAUCAUCACAGAAGCAGUGCUGAUGGCAAGAGAACGAUCGUUUGUAAGAAGUAGUGAUGAGAGUGGGAAUAUGAUCAUCACAGAAGCAGUGCUAAUGGCAAGAGAACGAUCGUUUGUAAGAAGUAGUGAUGAGAGUGGGAAUAUGAUCAUCACAGAAGCAGUGCUAAUGGCAAGAGAACGAUCGUUUGUAAGAAGUAGUGAUGAGAGUGGGAAUAUGAUCAUCACAGAAGCAGUGCUAAUGGCAAGAGAACGAUCGUUUGUAAGAAGUAGUGAUGAGAGUGGGAAUAUGAUCAUCACAGAAGCAGUGCUGAUGGCAAGAGAACGAUCGUUUGUAAGAAGUAGUGAUGAGAGUGGGAAUAUGAUCAUCACAGAAGCAGUGCUGAUGGCAAGAGAACGAUUAUUUUUUAAGGAGCGGUGCUGCAUGCGGGAAAAUAAUCACUGUAGGAGCAGUGCUGAGAGCGGUAAUCAUUAAAAGAGCAGUACUGAAUGUGAGUGCAUGAUGGACCAGUUUUUAUCAACGUCCCAGGAUGUUAUGUAAUUAAUAUUUAUUUUUAAAAGGUUUAAACCCUGGAUCGUGCCCACACUUUACUUGUGUUUUCCGAAGAGUGGGGUGGGGUGGGGAUGUUAAUGCCAUAAUAUUAACCCACACUCCCAAAUAAAAGAAAAAGUUAAUACAUUAGGCGACUGUAUCAUAUUUCGACUAUUCCAGGCGCACCUGUGUUCACCUCCUUCACCGCCAACAAGAGGACGGGCACCGUUCACUACAACGAAGGGGACAACAUCAAAAUCCUCUGCACGGCCAUCGCGACACCGACGCCGAGGAUGAGCCUGCUAGACGCCAAGGGCGUCACCUUGUACGUCAGCGACGUGCCCGGCGCCCUGGACUACACCAUCUACAACAUAACCUGCGGACGGUCGGAGGCGUACACCUGUGUGGCGGAGAGUUUGUUGAGCAGUUCGGAUCAAAUCAAAUCUGUGGGGAGCUGUAAGUCCAUAUAUAAAAUAAAAAAACUUUGAUUCGGGAAGAAAUGUAUCAUUCUGAUCCUCGGGAUGUUACCAUAUCAAUCUUUAAAACAACCCAAAACGUCCUUUAAAGAAAUUGAAAAGCAAUUUUUAAAAAGUUUUUGUUAAAAUAAAAGAAUUAAUUUCUUUACCUCUUAUUUUUUUUUCAAAAAAAGCUUUGGGGCUUGUGGUUUGAAUAUUAAAUAGUGCAUAGACUGUAACUUUUAUGGUUUACGGUAAAACUUAUUAAAACGAACUCCAUGGACACUUAGGCUUUAUUUUUUUUAAAAAAAAAGCAGCAUUCAUGAAUAAAUGUUAAACAUAUCCUAAGAGCAAGAUGUAACCAUACCUACGCCAUUGACCAAAAAAAAACACACAAAAAAAAAACACGAAAACAAUAGAGUUUAGAGGGUUUAUCAGACUGCAUUACUUGUAUUGUCGCUAUUUAUAGGCAAGUUUUGUCGUAAAACAAUUCCUCUAACAAUGUGAGUCAGUGUCAAUAUGUAGCAAAAUCAAUGUGUUUGUAAAAUCGUUCGUAAUAUAAAGUUUCAAACAAGUGCACAUGUAAGUUAAGACCCCGCCACGCUUACGUACAUGAACAUAAAAGUAGCAAACAGCUGUUGAGACAUCGCCCAAACGAAAUACUCCUAUGUUCAAUUAAUAUAUAUUCACCAUUAAAUAAAAGCGCUAUUGACUUUAAGCUGUCUACAAUCAAUUUCAGACCUAUAAUUUUAUCCAGUUAGUUAUAUCCAGUGUUUUCUUUAUAUCCACAGGUCCUUCCAGUUCAGGCAGCAGUAGCAGCAGUAACGUUCCGGUGUUAGAAAUUUCUAUUUCUGUCAUCGGAGCAUGUGUCGCACUUGUCGCCAUAAUUAUAGCUGUACGAACCUGCAAACGACGGAUGUCAAACAGCAGUGGGCCACCACUACGCCUCACCACCGCAGAGAGACGCAACGGGUACUCUCAGAUGACAAAUGAAGCGCACACUUCACCGGGACUCCAUCAGCCAAUCACAAGGGCUGGCAACAUUCCAAGCCGUCCUCAACAAGGCAACAGGGGAGCACUGUUUAUAAUCCUUGCCGCCUCAUCACGCACUCCUGGAACGGGCUUCGAGUAUAACAGGUCAACCACGAUAAACGGCCAAGAGCCUUGGUCGCGCGUGCACAACACGGCAGCGUCCCCUCCCCCUUACGACCUACCAUCCAACCCACCCCCUGAAUACAUGGAGAUCCGGACCCAGCGAGCCAACCCGUCACUGUACGAUGACCGACCCCCGGAAUACACCUUUGCGGGUUCCAUGGAUGCAUAACUUUAUUUAGUUGUGACACUGUUGUACCCGUACACGAACCUAAUGGACUCACAUCCAACGAACCUUGUCAUUUCUCUUAAAUGUUAUGAUUUUUUUUUCCCGAUCACCAUAUCCUAAUUUAACCUUCCUUUGGUGUCUAUAUCUAUUGCUACACUCCUCAGGGCUUGUGUCACUAAUAGUCGUUCUGACUUUUAACUACAAACUUUUGCGUCGUAAUAUAGGACACAAUGACAUCCUUCAGUGCCUUACCGAUUGGAGGGCCACCAUUUUACCAUGUGAAAAACCACACGAAGCAUUUUAAAGAUUUUUUUGAAAGGAUUAUUUUUUUAUCCGAUAAAGGAAAUACGUUUCCUCUCGUUUGUUUGUUUUCAUAGAGAGAGCAUAUUAUUUAGGAAACAUUUAAUAUAAACAUUUCGAUUGUUGAUCUUAUAUUUAUUGUAAAACAAAUGUAUAUUUAACCUUUUUAUUGUAAUACAAAUUAUAUAUUAGUUGACCUAUUUAUUGUAAUGCAAAUAUAUAAUUAAUAUAUUUAUUAUAAUACAUAUAUAUAUAUAUAGUUGGCCUAUUGAUUGUACAAUUUAUCCUACACACGUGAUUCUCCAC
Messenger RNA from Lymnaea stagnalis (great pond snail), 15131 nucleotides. The record is from the annotation of a GenBank genome assembly. NCBI's taxonomy places the organism in Eukaryota, Metazoa, Mollusca, Gastropoda, Lymnaeidae.